Aspergillus uvarum CBS 121591 is the source of this 591-nucleotide messenger RNA. Its product is annotated as SANT/Myb-like DNA-binding domain-containing protein. The transcript is spliced from 5 exons. NCBI's taxonomy places the organism in Eukaryota, Fungi, Ascomycota, Eurotiomycetes, Eurotiales, Aspergillaceae. Gene Ontology annotation, biological process: mitotic cell cycle; positive regulation of transcription by RNA polymerase II. Gene Ontology annotation, molecular function: DNA-binding transcription factor activity, RNA polymerase II-specific; RNA polymerase II cis-regulatory region sequence-specific DNA binding. Gene Ontology annotation, cellular component: nucleus. Bases 1 to 591 code for a protein of 196 amino acids. The record is from RefSeq and is a predicted model, not a curated record.
AUGUCGUCUCCUCCAACAUCGAAACGAAUUAAGACCUCCGUCCCCGCCAACGCACCAUCCCAUCUGUUAGCUCCGCAACAAGUCAAUCCCUACUCACGAGUGCCUUCGUACGAGGGCAUUCCUAUGCCCCAAGCUCAGAUUCCUCCGCCGAACCCGCGCAAACGCCGUGCUUCGCCUCAAGCAGGCACCACCGCGGCCAUGCCAGCUUCAGGCGCGACCGGAGCCGGAGGCGAGCCCGGGUCCGGAGUACCAGAGCCUACACCGAAGAAAAAAGGAAGAACUAAUACUCCCUGGACUGCAGAGGAGGAACAGCGGUUGAAGACUAUGCGCGACGCUGGCCGCAGCUGGAGCGAAAUUGCCAAGACUUUCCCCACUCGGACCGAGGGAAGUGUCAAGAAGCAUUGGUAUAAGGACAUGCACUACGCUGAGUUUGCGGAAGAUGAGUCUGUAGCGCUUCGCGAUGCGAUCAAAGAAUACGAGGCGAAUAAGUGGAAAGUAAUCGGGCAGAAAGUUGGGAAGCCAGCCAAGGCGAGUUCUCAAAGUGACCAGCCCCAGCACAACCGACUGACAUAUCCCAAUAUAGGCUUGUGA